This is a messenger RNA of Linepithema humile (Argentine ant), 2155 nucleotides long. RefSeq names its product E3 ubiquitin-protein ligase ZNRF1. Gene Ontology annotation, molecular function: ubiquitin protein ligase activity. Gene Ontology annotation, cellular component: cytoplasm; intracellular membrane-bounded organelle; membrane. The record is from RefSeq and is a predicted model, not a curated record. NCBI's taxonomy places the organism in Eukaryota, Metazoa, Arthropoda, Insecta, Hymenoptera, Formicidae. Gene Ontology annotation, biological process: proteasome-mediated ubiquitin-dependent protein catabolic process; protein K48-linked ubiquitination.
CGCGUUGACAUCUAGGAAGUUUAUCGCAAGAUGUCGGGGGAUGUUUUGUGCGACGAGCCGCUGAUAUGCUCGCGGACGAAAUGACUUGCUUGUCGUGGCGCACAUCUACCAAAUUCCGGCCUAAGUUAAAUCUCAAAGUGUUGUAAGCACACCACACCGCCGGUGGUGUCGAGCCAGAUAUCGUCCAGUCGUCUAUCGCCGCCGACGCCGACGCUGAAACGGAAAGAACGACGAGACGUGGGCUAAACGGAGGCGCGAGGACUGUGCCAGUGUGUGUGUAUGUAUGUGCGUGCGCGCGUACUACUGCCAGGACCUGAGAUAUUUGGAACUCGGAUUUUGCUUUUUUUUCCGGUGAACUAAGUAAGCGAAUAAUUCUUUAAUUGUUCGCUGAAGAGACGGACAAAUAGAUAGAAAAAAAAUAAAGAGAAAUUGCGUGCGGACACGUGGUGACAAUUUCGAAUCUUAGCUGGGAUGGGAGCCAAGGCAAGUACUGUAACACAAUCAGCUGGUGGCAACGGUCAGUCCUCCACUGGGGCUAAUGAGACCACGAUGGGUUUCUCCAUGCUCCGCUCCCUGCCUGGUGGUAUGGGCAUGCUGCAACAUCAGCACCAACAGGCUAAUCAAUCGCAGAACUCACGUGUAUCAGGUGACAGUAGACAACGUGCAAGGUCUUUGAGUUCCGUGCCGGACCUUUCUUCAGCAGAGCAGGCUGGUCUUUCUACUUCGGUAGGGGUAGGAGUCCCCCUCGGUCAAGCCCUUGGCUUGCCACAAGAUUCUGAUGUGGAUACAGAUGAGGAAAGCAGUCGUGUUUAUGCCGCUCAUAGCUUGCCUUCACAUAUUUGGUCCCUUAACGGUCUAAAGUGUCCUGUAUGCUCCAAGUUUAUUCUACCGGAUGAUAUAGAAUGUCACCUGGUCAUGUGCCUGACCAAACCACGGCUCAGUUAUAAUGAGGAUGUGCUAACUGAUGGAAAAGGUGAAUGUGUCAUUUGUCUUGAGGAGUUACAAUCUGGUGAUCUUAUAGCCCGCUUGCCCUGUCUCUGUAUAUAUCACAAAAACUGCAUUGAUAAGUGGUUUCAAGUAAAUCGUAGCUGCCCUGAACAUCCUGGAGAUUGAUUUGUAGCCGCUGAACUUGGUGAAGCACAAUGGAAUACGUUGCUGGUCCAGAGGACAUUCACGUCAAUGGGAUUAAGAUGGCAGGAAACGACAGAAAUUUAAAAAAGAGCUAGUCAAGGUGGCUGCUAGUCCGCAUUGGUGAUUGGUGCGUGCGGUGAAUUGUUCGACUGAACAAAACUCACUCAUCAAAUCGAACAUAUGGAAACACAUGUUUAAUUCAAUCCUCAACUUUAUUACUGUUAAGCGGGGGACUUAAAUAACAGAAAUCGCCAUAAGAUUCAACGAUACAUGCUAUACGUAUCUAUAUAAUUAAUCUAUUAUUGCUCUAUCGCUUACUAUAAAUUGUACCAUAUUUAUAAAUUUUACUUAGUUUACAACUUGAACUCGAUUUAGCGCUUAAGCAGGACAAUUUAUUAUUAUCAAUGAUAAUUUUUUUCCUUUCUUAUUCUUUUUAUGUUUUUUCUUUUUUUGGAAAAAGGGGACAGAACGAAUCUUAGUCAAGGAGACCUGCAUAGGAGCAGGUGAGCUCUACCUUAAAUAAGUUAGUUAUAUUAUUGAUUUUUAGUAUCCAGACGAUAUAUCGUAAUUUUCGUUAUCUGUUGGGGGAUGAGUGCUAGAAAGGAUAUUUUUGAUACUUUCAUAAAAGGGAGAGCCAGAAUGUAUAAGAGUUUCAAACACUGGAGAUGACGACGUAAAGCUGUUAAUGCUGUAGUAACAAUAAAGGUUCUGAUUUAACCUUCCUUACUGAGAUUCAUACUAAUGUGAUAAUCUCUUUUGUUGUUAUUAGAGAGAAUUGACACACUCCGUGUUACUGAGAUGUACAGUCUAUUGUCGAUUACUAAGGAUUACCUACUGUAUAAUUAAUCUCUUUUGUAUAUGAGUAAGGAUUGACAUAACCAGCAGGAGUAGUUUUUGUAAUACGAACAAUCAAAGUCUAUCAUUGUUCCAGUAAUAUACACACACCAUAUAUGUUUGGCUCGGACUUGUAUUUGCGUGAGGAAAACGAAACUAAUAAAGCAAUGAGAAUAUGAAAAAAAAAAAA